Messenger RNA from Endocarpon pusillum Z07020, 1602 nucleotides. RefSeq lists its product as uncharacterized. Gene Ontology annotation, biological process: nucleobase-containing compound metabolic process. The record is from RefSeq and is a predicted model, not a curated record. Gene Ontology annotation, molecular function: nucleic acid binding; 3'-5' exonuclease activity. The transcript has 4 exons. NCBI's taxonomy places the organism in Eukaryota, Fungi, Ascomycota, Eurotiomycetes, Verrucariales, Verrucariaceae. Bases 1 to 1602 code for a protein of 533 amino acids.
AUGAGUAAUCAUCAAGAUCUUGGUGGCUCAACGCCACGGAAAGAUAACAUCGAUGAUGUGCCGCCCCAAAACGUCCAGACUUUCAACCCAGAUAUCCUCAGUGCACUUAGAGAGAUACUUGAAAAUAUGAAAGACGUGCGCAAAGACAUCCAGGAAGUUCGUAACCAAGUCCAAGAUGUUCGUGAUGACAUCCAUAACAUUUCCAACGAGGUUCAAGAUCUCCGGCAGGAUACCGGAAACGCAUAUCAGGAGGCUCGUGAUGUCCGCCAUCUAGUCUCUGAAAUCAAUAGAGAGCUAGCGGACCUGCGAAGUGGACGCCAGACCAGCCAGACCAGCCAGAACACAGAGGGCCAGGACGAUUGCCGUGGUUGGGAAUCUGAUGACCAGAAUGGCUGGGGUGAAGGCCUGCACGAGGCUCGACCUCAAGCUGGCUUUAUAGAUCACGCCGUCCCUAAAUCGGUUGACGAAGCUAUAGCCGAACGUCGUGGGGGGGACAUGUUUGCUGGAGAUUCUUCUGAGGGCCUGAGAGAGUCAAGCGGCAAGAACACUGGCUCUUCCUCACAUUGGGAGACAGCUACGGACUUAGACUCAUGUGUUGUGAAGGAAGAGAUGCCAGAUGCAGCAUCGGAGUUCAACAUGAAAGACCCAAAGAACAUCCAGCCUCUUGAUGAUUACCACCUCGACGAGUUCCGUGCGGACAUGGUUCAAAUAGCCGAGCUUGCAACAAAGUUCAACAAGUUGCCUGCAGAUGCUUUCAGCACAAUGAAUGAGGAGACCAAAUCUCUUUUCGUCGAGAUCACUACAGUCGCAGACCAGAUUCGGCCGAAAGUUGCAGCCCUUGCUGAGUUCUCGCACAAUUCAUACACAGUGGUGGACACCAAAGAGAAAGUAGCGGAAAUGGUCAACACUCUGACAGCGCUACCAAUUGAUGAGCCGAACAUUGCUGUUGACCUUGAAGGCAAGAAGCUUGGCCGCGACGGUCCGCUAUAUAUACUUAUCAUCCAUGAUUACAAAGCCGAGCACACAUACAUCGUCGACGUCCAUACCCUUCAGCUCGAGGCCUUCGACACGUGUGGCGCAGAUGAAGAAAAGAACCUGCGCUGGAUAUUGGAGUCAGCGGAGACACCGAAGUUGAUCUAUGACGUCCGUCAGGACUCCGAAGCUUUGUACCAUCAAUUCGAUAUCAGACUUGACGGUAUCCUGGAUGUCCAACUCUUCAAGCUUGCGGACAUGUCGCAUUCCUUCGAGUCUCCAGCACGGUAUCGCACGGGACUAUUCAAAGCGAUCUGUUACAGCAUCGACAUGACAAUGGAGGUUCAGAACAAGUGGUUGCAUAUCAAGGACGUGGGUAAGCAACUCUGGAAUCCAGAUCAGGGCGGCUCGUGGGAUCGCUUCACCGAGAAGAACAAGUGCAGAGCGAUCAUCGAGUAUUGCCUAGUCGACGUUGUCCACCUGCGCACCCUGUACCGCAGAUUCUCGAAAGGAUUGUCCGAGCGCUGGUUAGCUAGAAUCAAGGCGACAACCAAGGAGUCCAUCGAAGAGACCUGGAAGGAUGAUUAUGAAAGCUCAGGUGCGGAAGGUCCGUGGGAGCAGCAAUACUAG